Molecule: messenger RNA, 1768 nt
Organism: Musa acuminata subsp. malaccensis (wild Malaysian banana)
Lineage: Eukaryota; Viridiplantae; Streptophyta; Magnoliopsida; Zingiberales; Musaceae
Product: hydroxymethylglutaryl-CoA synthase
Biological process (GO): acetyl-CoA metabolic process
Molecular function (GO): hydroxymethylglutaryl-CoA synthase activity
Source: RefSeq, a predicted model, not a curated record
UUUAAAAUGUCCUCGAGAAGGCUGAGUUUAGAUAGAGAGGGAGGAAGAGAGAGAGAGAGAGCGUAUCUCCUUUGCAAGAACGGCAUCAGUUUCUGUGGGUGCUUCGGUUCUGAUCCCAAAGACGUUCUUGUCGCCCCGAGAGAGAGAGAGAGAGAGAGAUUCUGCUCAUCUGUUGGCUUGAGCUUGGUCGACUUCGGGAGGCGGGCGAUGGAACCGGGGAGAAUGGAUGUUGGGAUUCUGGCAAUGGAUAUCUACUUUCCCCCCACUUGCGUCCAACAAGAAGCGCUCGAGGAUUAUGAUGGGGCGAGUAAAGGGAAGUAUACCAUUGGACUAGGGCAAGACUGCAUGGCCUUUUGCACCGACCUGGAAGAUGUAAUUUCUAUGAGCUUGACGGUUGUUUUGUCCCUCCUUGAGAAGUAUCAGAUUGAUCCAAGACAAAUUGGUCGCCUGGAAGUUGGUAGUGAAACAGUGAUUGAUAAGAGCAAGUCUAUCAAAACUUGGUUGAUGCAAGUUUUUGAGGAAUAUGAUAAUACUGAUGUUGAAGGUGUUGACUCCACAAAUGCAUGCUAUGGGGGAACAGCUGCUUUGUUCAAUUGUGUAAAUUGGGUUGAAAGCAGCUCCUGGGAUGGACGAUAUGGAUUAGUUGUCUGUACAGAUAGUGCGGUAUAUGCAGAAGGGCCAGCUCGGCCUACUGGGGGUGCAGCUGCUAUCGCAAUGCUGAUUGGGCCUAAUGCUCCGAUUUCCUUUGAAAGUAAAUUCAGGGGGACUCACAUGGCUCAUGUUUAUGAUUUUUACAAGCCAAAUCUUGCAAGUGAAUAUCCAGUUGUUGAUGGCAAGCUGUCACAAACAUGCUACCUUAUGGCACUUGAUUCCUGUUACAAGCGCUUUUGUGGCAAGUUCGAAAAGAUUGAGGGAAAACAGUUCUCUAUUUCGGAUGCAAACUAUUUUGUUUUCCAUUCUCCAUACAACAAGCUAGUACAAAAAAGCUUUGCUCGUCUCGUCUUUAAUGAUUUCUUGCAUUGUCCAAGUAACCUUCAGAAGGAAGAAAGAGAAAAUCUGGAGCCAUUCUCAAAUAUGAAUGGUGAAGAAAGCUAUCAGAGUCGGGAACUUGAAAAGGUUUCUCAGCAAGUUGCGAAGCCCUUCUACAAUGUAAAAGUCCAACCAUCUACUUUGCUACCAAAACAAAUUGGGAAUACGUACACUGCAUCUCUCUAUGCUGCACUUGCAUCUGUUGUCUAUAACAAGCAUGACACACUGAUGGGUCAAAGGAUUGUUAUGUUUUCAUAUGGAAGUGGUCUAACUUCCACAAUGUUCUCAUUCAAACUUCAUGAUGGACAACACCCAUUUAGCCUAUCAAACAUAGCUUCCAUCUUGAAUUUAUCAGAAAAACUCAAGUCAAGACAUGUGUUUUCACCUGAAAAAUUUGCCGAAACUCUGAAGUUGAUGGAGCACAGGUACGGAGCCAAGGAUUUCGAAACAAGCAAAGACACAAGCUUAUUGUCUCCUGGCACAUUCUACCUCACAAAAGUCGACUCCAUGUACCGGAGAUGCUACGCCAAAAAGGGCUCAGAGGAUGCUCCAGGUAGCAAAAUGUUCAGUUUCAGUAGCCUGUCUAUGGCCAACGGCUACUAAUUUCAUGCCCUUAAGUCAUGUAUGCUGGAUGUUAUUUCUUCCGUCUGGAUUAUAUGCGUUGUGUUUUAUUACUGGAAGACAAUAAUUUUGUUGUUGUCAAGGAAGUCAUUUUUCGCAAUGAAUCUGUUUAAGUUCA